AUGGGUGUUUCAUCAUCGUUACUAAUAUCAGCCGGUGAAAAUCUAGAUGAAAAUGAAAACGAAUGGCAAAUUCUAAUGCGGAUAUCCGGAUGUCAAUGGAUCCAUGAAAUAACCAAGGUUAAAACACUACAAGAACGCGAUACUCUCUGGAAUCGAAUAUUUACUAGCGAACCAUUGAAAAAUGUACCAGAAGAUCACCGUUGGAAUUGGAUUGGGAUAAUGCGGCUUUGUUCCCAUUUGAGUUUAAUGCGUGAUAUCUUACUGAGAAAACCACCAAAAGUUGUUAUCACAGGUAAAUCAACUCUAUUUACAUAUUUAGCUGGAAGAAAUUUGGAAGAAUUACGUAGCAUUGACGCAUUUAAUACUCGAAUGUCGCUGCAAUGUCCUGCGUUGAUUCACUUUAAUGAUGAAUCAAUAUUGACAACUGAUAUUGUUGAUAAUCCUGGGCAAGAUGAUGCUACAGGACAAGCAAGAACUUUGUUGGAUAUGACAUUAAAUUCGGCGAGUCUAUUUAUUGUUGUAACAACAUUAACAGAUGUUAAUCAAAGUCACACGAUUCAAUUAAUCGAUAGACUUUUACGAGAAACACAAAUUAAUAUUCUCAUUUUAAUUAAUCAAAUCGAUAUUCGACUAUUUGAAGAAAGGGGUUUCGAUUGGGAAAACGAUGAAGAAACUGUUGCUCAUACAAAAAUCGAAACAAGUUCAAGUUUUAGUGCAUUCGAUACGCUCAAAAUAUUGAUUGAACGUCAAAUAAAUGAAUUAACAAGUGAUCAAGCUCAAAUCUCGAAUCGUGUUACCAUUGAACCGAUUAUUUUAAAAAAUUUGAAACCUGGAAAAGAGUCAGACUUAUUAAGAGAAUUUAGUCGAAUUGAAGAACACUUUCGUUCUCAAGUAUCGAAAUCAAAUGUUAAAACAUGGAUAAUAGAAAAUCUUACACAAUCUAGCAACUUGUUUUUUCAGUAG
Rotaria socialis is the source of this 963-nucleotide messenger RNA. The record is from the annotation of a GenBank genome assembly. Lineage: Eukaryota; Metazoa; Rotifera; Eurotatoria; Philodinida; Philodinidae.